Messenger RNA from Scleropages formosus (Asian bonytongue), 1463 nucleotides. RefSeq names its product putative monooxygenase p33MONOX. Lineage: Eukaryota; Metazoa; Chordata; Actinopteri; Osteoglossiformes; Osteoglossidae. The transcript is spliced from 9 exons. The record is from RefSeq and is a predicted model, not a curated record. The coding region runs from base 272 to 1213 and encodes 313 amino acids. Gene Ontology annotation, cellular component: cytoplasm.
UGUCCCGCGGCGCGUGCGUCGCGCGCGUCGCGCGCGCGCCUCCAGUGGAGAACGGGAUCGUCGUGCAGUUAAAUGAUUUUACGCUGAGAAAUCCGCAGCGAUUGUCGGGGAAAAAAAAAAAGGUCAGGUGUUGCUGAAAAUGAAAUGUCCAGUUUCUUCCAGUUUCUUGACCUUUGCGAGCCCUUCUGCUGCUCUUCCCCCAGUGGGAUCAUCAGCCCAGGGAAAUAACCCUCUCGCCCACUGAAAUUCCCUGUUCACAACUUCCUACGCAAUGGCAUCCAGACCAGAUGAGAUACCAGCUUUGGAGUCGGGUACAUCGGGUGGCCUGUCAACUGGGAUGUCUCUACCCACUGGAAUGACACGCCGUGCCCUGAGCUAUGACGACGCCCUGGACGCACCCUUGGGCUCGCCUCCCUCGGACAUCAGUGGGAACGUCAUAUGGAUGAAGCCGGUGAUUCCAGAAAGAAAGUUUCAGCGCUUGGCAAAGGAGGCUGAAGCUGAGAGCUUCAUGAGUCACGCGGCCUCCUUCGAUGGCGCUGUUGCGAAAAAUUCUGUUUCUGUGGUGAAGGCCAAAGCUUCAGCUGUCAUCAUGAGUUCCCUCAUGACUAUUCACACCCAGGACAGCAUCCAGAAGUUUGAGCAGCACGCUGGACUGACGGACGCUGUCUACACUCCACACAAGGGCCUGACGGCAGAAGAAACCCGCUAUCACCGCGUGUCAGAGAAGUUGAAGGUGCCUGGUGGGGACUCCAAGGAGGGAAGGAAGGCAACAUCGGCACCACCCACCCCUUCUAUUACCCCAAGAAUCAUCACCCACACCUCCCCUAACCUGAAUUGCAGGAGCUGGUUCAGUCACAGCUCUACAGCCUUUUUCACCAGCUCUCAGUCAGGGAGUUUGAUCACCAGCACAGAAAUGGGGGGUAAUGAAGGUGGAGGCGGCAGCUUUGAUCGCUGGAGUUUCUUUGGGUCACGCCCUCUGGUGCAGAAGUCCUCCACUGAUCCAGGAGGGCUCAGUCUGCAGUCGCACCAGGGAGGCCAGAACACCACAACCAUGGAGGCAAUGAAGACUCAUGUCACUCGAAUGGCUGAGAGCCCUGCCAAUCUGUCAGCCCCUAAGUUAGAGAUCACCAGCCUGGAAGGCAAGAGACAAAUGCCCCGUCCACACAAGCUCAAACCCAGGGAUAUGAAUGUCCUCACACCUUCAGGCUUUUGAAUGCCAAGUUUGACCUCGUUUUAGCUGGUCUACCCUUCUCCACGGCACAGAGGUCCAAAAACUUCCCUGUCCUCGCAUCAGCUGCUUGGGUCCCCAUGUACUUCAGACAGUUUUGCCCUUUUCGUUUUCUUUAAAAACAAGGAAAUGAAAUUUUUUUUUCUUUUUUAAAUUGUUUCCUGAUUGAGAGGUUUGAGUUUCCGCCUUCCUGUUUUGUCAAAGGGGGAGUGUUAUCUUGACAAUGGCUUAUUUA